UUUUCAAGAACUAAUAGUUUAUGGGAGGAUAUUUCCCUUAAAACAUACACAGAGAAUUUAACUUAGUGGGGGUACAAGAUUAUUUUAAUUCAUAAGGGAACACAAUGUUUACAUUUAAGUCGGAGGUAAACAGGCAACUCAUUAGGAGUGAAGUAAAAAGUACUUUCAAUAAACAUUAGUAGUCUUUCCAAACAGUGGACCUGAAAAGAUCGACGCCUUUAGAUAAACAGGGUUUCUCUGUGCUAACCGCUAUCUAAGGCAAAGUUGGUACUGUAGAAAGAAUCAAAGGUGAUUGGGUUGACAGUAGGACUGGUUGUAUUUACUUGAAACAUAUGCUACAUGAGAGAUGCAUGUUUUAUACGCAUGUAUGUGACUCCUAUAUGAUUCCAAAGCCUUGCCUGUAGUGCAGAAGUGCAGAAAUAAGUGCAUCAGGAACUGACUAUAGAAAACAAUGUGUAUGUAUGUAAAGCAGCCCUUAAUACAGUUUACCUCAUCAGAUGGCCUCUUAGUUUAAAAUAAGUAGCCAAGGAAGUAACAUUUAUAUCAGAGCAAAUAACACAUCUUUAAAACAUUAAAUGGAAACAUGAACCAUGAACUGAAGGUUGUAAAGUUCAGGUGAGGUAAUUAUGUUUUCUGCACAUUUCCUUUAAUUUAAUUCACCAGCUCUUCACCACUGUUUGUAAUGAAGGUAUAGUAUGGUUCCAGGAAGUCCUGCAACAUGUGGAUAGAUUCUUCAAUUAUUUAUACUUUUUUUCUAUUAUUAUCACAAUUCUUGGGAAUAGACUGUGGAAGGAAAAGGAAGCAUUUCCAGAGAAAUGUAAACUGGGUGUUUCGUUUGUUUUGUUUUUAUUUUCCUGAAUUUUGUCAUAUCACUCUUUGAUUCCAGUUGGGUACGUGUCAAAACAAGAACACAAGAUAAACAGAAUCGAGUUUCCUUGUUGCUUAAGACCACUAAGCCUGUCUCGUAUGACAGUAAUUUCUGAGAUGUCAUCAGUGUGUGGCACAGGCAACGGCAUCCUAGAUGCACCUCACCAGGCUGCCAGUGGAGAGAAGCAGGAAAUGGAACACCCAAGAGUUCUCAUCCCAGAAUUGUGUCGACUCUUCUACAAGUUGGGAUGGGUGACGGGGACAGGCGGCGGGAUCAGUAUUAAAAGAGGGGAGCAGAUCUACAUUGCACCAUCGGGCGUGCAGAAGGAAAGAAUUCAGCCUGAGGACAUGUUUGUGUGCGACAUGGAGGAGAAGGAUAUCAGCUGUCCACCUGCCUGGAAGAAGCUGAAGAAGAGUCAGUGUACACCGCUUUUUAUGAACGCUUACACAAUGAGAGGGGCAGAGGCAGUUAUACACACCCACUCUAAAGCUGCUGUCAUGGCAACGCUGCUGUAUCCUGGCAAAGAGUUCAGGAUAACACACCAGGAGAUGAUCAAGGGGAUACGUAAGGGCACCUCAGGCAGCAACUAUCGGUACAAUGACACUUUGGUUGUACCGAUUGUUGAGAAUACACCAGAGGAGAAGGACCUUAAAGACCGCAUGGCUCGAGCAAUGAGGGAAUAUCCAGAUUCAUGUGCGGUCCUGGUUCGCAGACAUGGUGUUUACGUUUGGGGUGAGUCUUGGGAAAAGGCCAAGACCAUGUGCGAAUGCUACGAUUACUUGUUUGACAUUGCUGUGCAGAUGAAGAACUGUGGUUUGGACCCUUCAGCUCUUCCUGGGGAAGAAAAGGGAAUAGUUUGAAAAAUUCAGAAAAAACAGCUAGUCGAAAUGUAUUCAAAAGAGCAGGUUGUACCUUCUGGUCUUUUGUGAUGUUGGUCCUCACACUUGUAGAAGUUGGAUGGUUGGUCAAGGCUGAAAAAUCAAACACAUCUGGACAUGUGCUGCAAAAGCAUUGAAGGGCUGAUGAGUGAGCAGCUGUCAUGUGAACGUCCUCAGAUUCAUAUGCUGCUCUGUAUUGAAAUCAGUAACAUAGGUGGUAUUUUUUUAAGAUCUCUUUAAAUAUAAUAAAUUCACGUAACAUAAA
Cynoglossus semilaevis (tongue sole) is the source of this 2011-nucleotide messenger RNA. RefSeq names its product APAF1 interacting protein (gene apip). NCBI's taxonomy places the organism in Eukaryota, Metazoa, Chordata, Actinopteri, Pleuronectiformes, Cynoglossidae. Gene Ontology annotation, molecular function: methylthioribulose 1-phosphate dehydratase activity; metal ion binding. The transcript is spliced from 8 exons. The coding region runs from base 967 to 1728 and encodes 253 amino acids. Gene Ontology annotation, cellular component: cytoplasm. The record is from RefSeq and is a predicted model, not a curated record.